CUGCUACCCACGACAAUUACCUAGGACGACCACCAAGAAUUCCUGCUGCAGCUGAUCGAAGGGAUGAGUACCACGACCAACGAUGACUCCUCCUCUGAGCUACCGUCCUCAGCCGACUUCCUCAUCGACGCCCUGCCCGGCCAGCCGAAGUCAACCACCCAAUCGAUCAUCCAAUAUGCCGGCCAUCUGCCCUCUCACCCUCCCUCGACCCUCAGCCCUCCUCCAGAUUCUCACCUGUGGUUUUGGCUAAUCCGAUCGAAGCACAUUGCCGACCGUGAAAAAUUUGUCAUCUGGUUCAACGGUGGACCCGGAUGUAGUUCUGCCGAAGGAGCUCUCAUGGAAAUCGGCCCACUCACCCCGAGUCUAAAAAAUGAACCAGGGAAGCCAAUCGAAUUGGUAGAAUCGACGAUUGGAUGGUCGGAAUACGCAAAUCUAUUAUUCAUCGAUCAGCCAGCUGGAACAGGUUACUCGUAUGUUAAUGUUGGAGAUGAUGUUCGCGAAUUGGCUGGGGCAUCUGAACAGGUGGUCGUGUUUCUCAAAAAUUUCUAUAAAGUCUUUCCAGAGUUUUCCAAAAUCGACACUUACCUCGCCGGAGAAUCGUUUGCAGGACAAUAUAUCCCCUACUUUGCUCAAGCUAUUCUUGAUACCGCAGCACUCUCGACGCCUUUAUUAGGGCUCAUGAUGGGUAACCCAUGGAUUAACCCUAAGGUCCAAUAUUUAUCUUAUUUAGAUUUUGCAUACGAACGAGGUAUGAUUGUAAAAGGUACCUCAAGCGCCGUGGAAGCAGAAAAGUCUUUUCAGAAGUGCAUAAAGGCCCUCAAGGGAAAAACCGAAUCUCAACGCAUCUUAGUCGAUUCAUGCGAAGAAGGUUUACAAUCUAUCCUUGAUGCUGGCGCGCAGGUAGUUAACGGGACAAAAAUGACUCCAGUUCCUUACAACAUUACCGAGAUGUCAGCUGAGGAGUCGGUGGAGUGGCCCAAGAAGAAUAAGAAUCUCAAGGCAUAUUUGGUCCAAAACUCUACUGUCUCAGCACUUCAUGCGACUGCCAAAACGGGAAAGUGGACUCUUUGUAAUGAUACCAUAGGGAAGGAAAUGUGGGUACCCAGAUCGGCGCCAUCUUCAACAUUGCUACCUGCCCUAGUCAAAAAGUUGAAAGUGAUAGUCUACGUUGGAGACCAAGAUUACAUGUGCAAUUCACUGGGCCUGAACCGAUCGAUAUCCGAGAUGGAAUGGAACGGUCAGAAGGGUUGGGGUGUUGAUGACAAAGGCCAGCAAAUCGUGCCCCAAGAUUAUUAUGUUAACGGCACCAAACAGGGAACCUGGACCGAAGCCCGUGGACUGACAUUUGUCAAGUAUGAUCGCGCUUCACAUCUAGUACCAUCCGAUGCACCACAUGCAGCACAUGACAUGCUUCUGAGAUUUAUGGGAGUAGAUGCCUUACUAGCGGCAGGCCCGGGGGGCUCACUUUCCUCACAAGUGGGCACGGACGAUCAUAAAGGAAUAAUUGUCAAGACACAUCCGAACGGCACGUUGGUUGACCAAGAUAAUCUGAUUACCGACCUGGACAAGAAGCCCAGCAUUGGGGCGGCGCCGAUCUUGGAGACCAUCGAAGAGCGACAAGCGUAUUACGGGCCACGCCAGACGAUCGCUCUCAUUGUCCUUCUAACCGGUCUGAGUCUAGGACUGGUGAUGUUGUUCAAGUGGCGUCGGAGACGCAGACGGGCCCGACACGGCUCCAAGAAUAAGGGAAGGGCCAUCAGUAUGCAGAGUCGAUCUCCGGAGGCGUAUGGCCAUCGUAACACUCUUCUGCGCCGAUCACCUAGCCCCACCCAACGCAAACAAUCACGCCACCCAACACGUAAACUGAAUGGCAAUCAUCUUACCCUCGACGAAGAGGCACAGGCUUUGGUCCAUGCUGAAGAAACUUCUAACUUGGAGCCAACUACUCUCUCUAGGAGAACUUCCCUCUUUUCUUCAGAUGUGCCCUCGCAUUCUCGUCAUGAGUCUCAGAUCUUCUCUUUGGAAGACGAGGAAGAAGAAGAUGAUGAUCAUCAUCAUCAAAACGUCUAAUAUUUCCAAUUCUAAUUGGCCACAAAAGAAACACCCCUCACUAGAUAAUUUCAUUUUGCAUCGUUCAUUGUUGAUAGGCCCUACUACUAGUGGCUUGUAAUUUAAUUCGGACAAUUCCAUUUCUUUGAUUUUCUUUUACAUGCUAUUUUUUGUUUUCUCAUUUUUUUUUUUGAAAAGUAGAUCGAUCAGAGGAUGAAUUUCUUGCAA
Puccinia graminis f. sp. tritici CRL 75-36-700-3 is the source of this 2277-nucleotide messenger RNA. RefSeq lists its product as uncharacterized. The coding region runs from base 64 to 2070 and encodes 668 amino acids. The transcript is spliced from 10 exons. The record is from RefSeq and is a predicted model, not a curated record. Gene Ontology annotation, molecular function: serine-type carboxypeptidase activity. NCBI's taxonomy places the organism in Eukaryota, Fungi, Basidiomycota, Pucciniomycetes, Pucciniales, Pucciniaceae. Gene Ontology annotation, biological process: apoptotic process; proteolysis. Gene Ontology annotation, cellular component: trans-Golgi network.